GCCCAGCCCCUUAAACGGACAGCCAGCGGGCCGGCGACGUCCUUGUCCUUGUCGCGAAGGGGCAUUCGCCCGCACCAGAGGAACCUGCUGAGCCUGCAGCAGCUGCGGCACAUCAAGAACCUCGUGGACCAGGCCGUCGCGGAGCAGAAGAUCUUCUCCAUCUGCGGCGCCUUCCCGUCGGUGCGCGAGGCGCUCAAGAGCCGCGGCUGGCUGGAGAAGAAGUGGGUGCCCAACGAGUGCCCGCGCGAGCGGCCGGGCGACCGGGAGCGCGAGCGCGAGACGAGGGAGAAGGAGGCCAAGGAGCGGGACGCCGACAAGGAGAACAAGGAGCGCGACGGCGAGGAGGAGAAGAAGAAGGAGGAGAAGAAGGUCACGGAGCACAAGGACAGGAUAAAAAGCGAGGAGUCGAUGCAGACCCUGCUGGACUCGCUGGCGGGCGAGGAGCUGAACGAGAAGGCCGUGGUGGCGCGGCUGCUGCGCGGCGUCCCCGCCAACUUCAUCUGGACCGUCAAGUUUGACGGCAUCGACUGGAAGCGACUCAAGAAGCGGCAGAUCAUCAACCGCUUCCCGAAGGCUUCCUUCACCACCAAAAUCGGCCUCAGCACCUUCCUGCGCCAAAUGCACUGGUUCUCCGAGGAGGGCGUGUCGCUGACGUGCUUCCCGCGCUGCUACAACAUCUGCCAGCCAGACGACAUGGAGGCCUUCGUGGACGACUUCCGGCUCACCGCCUGCCUCAACACGCUCAAGUGGCUCGUCGAGGAGGUGGACAAGGGCGGCGCCAACGCCGUGCAAAGCCCCAGCGGCAAGGUUCCGAAGAUGGCGGUGGAGUUCGCGCUGACGCGCUGCCGGGAGUUCCUCCUGGAGCACUCCAACGAGCACCUGGACCGCGCCACGCCGCCCACCGUGUUCACCCACCAGUGGGACCAGUUCCUGGCCUGGACGUACCUGCUGCACCGCGACGAUGCGGCGCUCAACGCCGCCGCGCCCGAGCCCAGCAUCUCGGCGCUGUACGCGGAUUGCUGCUGGGUGCUGGAGCGCGCCGCGCCGCUGUGGCCGCAGCUGCAGCUGGACGGGCGCCUCAACGUGUGGAUCAUGAAGCCCGGCGCCAAGUCGCGGGGCCGCGGCAUCCACCUCGUGAACCAGCUCGACCUCCUCACGGCGCAGGUGUCCUCCACGCACCUGCGGGACGCGCGUUACGUCGCGCAGAAGUACAUUGAGCGGCCGCUGCUCAUCUGCGGCACCAAGUUCGACAUCCGGCAGUGGUUCCUCGUCACCAGCGUGUACCCGAUGACGAUCUGGAUGUACCGGGAGAGCUACCUGCGCUUCUGCUCGCAGUCCUUCAGCCUGCACAACAUGCACGAGUCGGUGCACCUGUGCAACAACGCGGUGCAGGCCAAGUACACCAACGGCAAGAGGGACCCCGCGCUGCCCGACGAGAACAUGUGGGACUGCUACACCUUCCAGACGUACCUCAGGGCCAUGGGGCGCGCGGACCUCUGGGACACGGUCAUCUACCCGGGCAUGCGGCAGGGCAUCGUGGGCAGCCUGCUGGCCUCGCAGGAGCACAUGGACAGGCGCGGGGACUGCUUCGAGCUGUUCGGCGCCGACUUCAUGCUCACCGAGGACUUCGUGCCGUGGCUCAUCGAGAUCAACUCGUGCCCCUGCAUGGCGCCGUCCACCAGCGUCACGGCGCGCAUGUGCGCGCAGUGCCUGGAGGACGUCAUCAAAGUGGUGGUGGACCGGCGCGCCGACCGCAACGCGGACACGGGGAUGUUCGAGCUGGUGUACCGCCAGCAGAUCCCGCCGCCGCCGCCCUACCUCGGCAUGUCGCUGUCCGUGCGCGGCCGCAAGAUCUCGUCCGGCGCGGCGUCGCGGCGCCGGAAGCCCGCCGGGUCCUCGUCGGACGCGGACAACGAGGCCUCGACGUCGACGUCGUCCACGGCGCCCUCAUUAGAUGCUAAGAAUCUAACAGGAUCACAAUCAUAA
Molecule: messenger RNA, 1986 nt
Organism: Thrips palmi
Lineage: Eukaryota; Metazoa; Arthropoda; Insecta; Thysanoptera; Thripidae
Product: tubulin glycylase 3A-like
Exons: 11
Biological process (GO): cilium assembly; cilium movement; protein polyglycylation
Cellular component (GO): cilium
Molecular function (GO): protein-glycine ligase activity, initiating
Source: RefSeq, a predicted model, not a curated record